AUGGACAGACCUGGCGUGAAGAAAAAUGAGUUGCGUAGUGCUGGACACGAUUGGGACGGUCUAUGGACAUUCGUUAGGGAGCAGACUAAUUCGGACGAUGUUGGAAUGAACUCCUCGUGGUACGCAAUGGACUUGGCCAAAUUCGCUAAUGCAACGGUGAUGCCAGUGCCAGCCGCCUACAAUGAUCUCUCAGCAAGUGCUGAUCUUCGGGAUCAUAUUGGUUGGGUAUGGUACCAGACUCUGGUGAUCAUUUCUGACCGCGACAGGGGUCAGCGUAUAGCGCUUCGCUUUGGCAGCGUCAACUACUACGCCAAAGUGUUCUUCAACUCACAAGAGGUCGGAUCUCAUGUAGGUGGACAUCUGCCAUUCCAAUUUGAUGUCACAAGGCUGGUCAAGUUUGGAGCUGUGAAUAAGAUCACUGUUGCUGUAAACAACACUCUCUCAUGGUCGACAAUUCCACAAGGCGAUUUCAAUUACAUGAAGGAUACUACACGAUUCAUUGACGGCAAAAAUGUGGGUCUUCAACGGCUUCCGAUUUCCGAAUGCCGAUCUCAUUUCAGAGCAUUUUUCUUUCACGCCUUUCCGAGCAGUGCUUUCAAAAAUGAUGCACUAUUAGCGUCGGUGUACUCGGCCCGUGGUCUUGAACAGAAAGGCUCACUGUCAACAGUGAGACCAUGGUGGCCUCGAGGAAUGGGUGAACCGAAUCUCUAUACAUUGGAGGUAGAACUGGUGGUGCCACGGGAACAGCUUCGUUUGGAUGUUUAUCGUCAGAAGUUCGGUUUCCGUACGGUCGGCUGGAGCCAAUCACAGAUCCUCAUCAAUGACAAACCAUUCUAUUGCCUUGGUUUCGGCAUGCACGAGGACUUUGAGAUUCAUGGUCGCGGCUAUAACCCGGUAGUGAUGACUAAGGAUCUCAACCUGCUGGAAUGGAUGGGCGGAAACUGUUACCGUACCACGCACUAUCCUUAUGCUGAGGAACGAAUGGCUGAAAGUGAUCGACGGGGAAUUGCGGUGGUCGUCGAGACACCGGCCGUAGGGCUCAAAGGAUUCUCAAAAGACAAUAACCUCCUCCACUUGAAAAUGCUCGAGGAACUCAUUGAACGUGACAAAUGUCAUCCAUCUGCGAUUAUGUGGAGUUUGGCAAAUGAACCAAAAACCGAUCGAAAGGAGUCCAGAGCGUAUUUCAAAAGCCUCGUCGACUACGCCCACGCUCUAGACAAAACUCGUCCGGUGACUAUUGUCUACGGACCGACCGGAUUUGACAACGAUCAGACGGUACGUUUU
Molecule: messenger RNA, 1284 nt
Organism: Ostertagia ostertagi
Lineage: Eukaryota; Metazoa; Nematoda; Chromadorea; Rhabditida; Trichostrongylidae
Source: the annotation of a GenBank genome assembly